This is a messenger RNA of Aspergillus glaucus CBS 516.65, 1103 nucleotides long. RefSeq names its product NuoB/complex I 20 kDa subunit family protein. Gene Ontology annotation, biological process: aerobic respiration; electron transport coupled proton transport; mitochondrial respiratory chain complex I assembly. NCBI's taxonomy places the organism in Eukaryota, Fungi, Ascomycota, Eurotiomycetes, Eurotiales, Aspergillaceae. Gene Ontology annotation, molecular function: quinone binding; 4 iron, 4 sulfur cluster binding; NADH dehydrogenase (ubiquinone) activity. The transcript is spliced from 4 exons. The coding region runs from base 219 to 902 and encodes 227 amino acids. The record is from RefSeq and is a predicted model, not a curated record.
GCCAUGCUCACUCGUCUUUGGCCAUUCACAAGCAAGCGUAUUGUCACAAUGAAAACCCAUUUGUGACGAGGGAGCCGCAAGCCCGCAGCGUCUUUCCUCAACUAUCAUUCAUCAUUGCCACCAGUGCUUCAACGCCGACAGCCUCGGAAUAGGUCUUUACUCAAUUCUAAAAACGUCUGAAGGAGCUGUCCAGUUUACACGGAUCAAGAUAAUUAGCCAUGUUGCAUCUACCAAAGCGCGCCAUUCCUGGCGCUUUUUCUGUGCGCACAUGCCUCGCCCCGGGCCUUCACAUUCAGCCAACAGCAUCCCUGUCGACAUCUUCGAGCAAGUCGGCCACUGCGCUUGAGCGUCAAGGGCAUUCGGGCCAGCCGCUCACGGCAUCUGGCAAAGUGCGAAGGGAAGUGCCUUUACCGAGUCAGGAGAAAAAGGAGGGUGCGAUGCAAUAUGUCCUAACCACUCUCGAUCAGGUGACCAACUGGGCUCGUCAGAGUUCCCUGUGGCCCAUGACAUUCGGACUUGCAUGUUGCGCUCUUGAGAUGAUGCAUUUGUCAACUCCCAGAUACGAUCAAGACCGCCUGGGAAUCAUUUUUCGAGCUUCGCCUCGUCAGUCAGAUGUCAUGAUUGUCGCCGGUACCUUGACGAACAAGAUGGCACCUGCUCUUAGGCAAGUUUACGACCAGAUGCCCGACCCGCGCUGGGUUAUUAGCAUGGGAAGUUGUGCAAAUGGUGGUGGUUAUUAUCACUACAGCUACUCAGUUGUCCGAGGCUGUGAUAGAAUUGUGCCUGUUGAUGUCUAUGUUCCAGGAUGCCCACCCACAUCUGAGGCAUUGAUGUAUGGGAUUUUUCAGCUUCAAAAGAAAAUGAGGCACACAAGAAUUACACGCAUGUGGUAUCGUCGUUAGUUUCUUUCUUAAUUCGUUAUGAGACACUGCAGCGUUUAGAUAACUGUGUACACUAUCCUGGACUAAAAUAUUUAAGAAAUACCGGUUAUGGCAGGGGCCAUCUAAUGCAUGUCCGGCCUUGAUCAUAUAUGGACAGAAACAUCUUGUUAUCAUUGUAUCCGAAAAUGUACAGUUCAGCAUAUUCCAUAAUUCUUUCUUCCC